ACCAAAGCAGCUGAGCCGAGAUCCGUCCCAACUCUCCGCCUUUAGCGUAUGCUGCCAACAACCACCUUACAAUAAUUUAACGUGUCGAAUGGGCUGAACUGAAGCCUUGAUGUGGAAGUUCACAUUACUUUGACAUAGAAAAAAAUAUGAUGAGGGCAUUUGAACCUUUCAUUCUCUUGGCGUUCUGCUGUGUCACAGCAUCGGGCUACUUUGUUAGCAUAGACGCUCAUGCCGAUGAGUGUUUCUAUGAACGAGUAAACUCAGGGACCAAGAUGAGCCUCAUGUUUGAAGUUGCGGAGGGAGGUUUUCUUGACGUUGAUGUGGAGAUUACUGGACCUGAUGGGAAGCAGAUUUAUAAAGGCGAUCGAGAGUCUAGUGGGAAGUACUCUGUGGCGGCGCACAUGGACGGCACAUACAAAUUCUGCUUCAGUAACAAAAUGUCCACCAUGACUCCUAAGAUUGUAAUGUUCACUAUUGACAUUGGCGAGGCUCCAAAAGGCCAAGACAUGGAGACAGAAGCCCAUCAGAACAAGCUAGAGGAGAUGAUUAAUGAGAUGGCCGUUGCGAUGACAUUAGUGAAGCACGAACAGGAGUACAUGGAGGUCCGUGAAAGGAUCCACAGAGCGAUUAAUGAUAACACAAACAGCCGAGUGGUGCUCUGGUCUUUCUUUGAGGCUCUAGUGUUAGUCGCCAUGACACUGGGCCAGAUUUACUAUCUGAAGAGGUUCUUCGAAGUGCGACGAGUCGUAUAAAACUCCAAACCUCUGAACUCAACUGGUCAAGACCUCAGCUUCAGGAUUCAAGUCGGUCUUGUGGAUACUCCCAAGUGUCAGAGGGUGUAUUUCAAACCACCACAAUCAUCUUUCUCGCCACACAAUCCAUCUAGCUGAUGUCAUUAUGUUCUGUUGUCUGCCUUAAAGUCAGCACAGUCCCUGUUUAUCUCCAUUGUAAGAGGGUGCUUAUAAUUUAUUAUUUCUGUAAAUGUGUGAUAACCAUAAGUCACAGGCAGAGGGUGCUGUGCAAGAUUUGAGGUGUGGUGACUGCUACUGGUGAUAAAUAACCGUCAGAACUAGGUUAUUGUGUAAUGUACUUGCCUGUAUAGCUCAGAAAAUGAGUAUUAUUUAGGCUGAAUAAGUGCUCAGUGAUGAAGGAAAUAUUCAGAAUGUAUUUGUAAGUGAAUGAACUAUCUGUUUAGUAGUGGAUCUUAUGUUCCACGGAUUAUGCCAUGCUGUUACAUCUUUCUUGCUUUGGGCUUCUACGGUGUAGAUUUUUAAUCCUGUCAUACAUUCAAGGCACAUAGAAGGUAAAAUAUUUAUGUACAUGAGUUUGGGAACUUUUUCUGUUCCCUGUUUAUUACUGGUUGCUUGCGGUCACUAAAAUGUUUGAAUGAGAGAGGUGAUGUAUAAUUUUGCGUUAAACUGUUCCUUUUGCCAGAAUCAAGUGGGAAUGUUAAUUUAAGUAUUUUUGUAAUUAGAAUUUUCUGUCAGUUCAGAUUCUCAACUAAGGCCACUGCUUACUCUAAUCAGUGAUGACUGAAAUGUCAUGCAGGCGAAUGAAUGGCUUGAACUGUACAAAUGUAAAGUAAAAUGCUUAUGUUUGUGAAACUUGAUUUAAUAAAAGAAGAAUGAGACCUUC
Molecule: messenger RNA, 1635 nt
Organism: Sardina pilchardus (European sardine)
Lineage: Eukaryota; Metazoa; Chordata; Actinopteri; Clupeiformes; Clupeidae
Product: transmembrane emp24 domain-containing protein 2-like
Exons: 4
Coding region: 147-752 (201 amino acids)
Biological process (GO): Golgi organization; intracellular protein transport; endoplasmic reticulum to Golgi vesicle-mediated transport
Cellular component (GO): endoplasmic reticulum-Golgi intermediate compartment; endoplasmic reticulum; COPII-coated ER to Golgi transport vesicle
Source: RefSeq, a predicted model, not a curated record